CCCGCUCCCCCCCCCCCCCCCCCCCGCCCCCCCCAGGAGCAAUAGACGGAUUACUGCUAACUGUGCACACGGCAGCCUGCAGCUGCUCUGACCAGGGCCAGCUCAACGUUGUGUGAGGAAACAAGAAGAACACAGAGGAGGAGGAGAGGAGAGGAGAGGAGAGGAGAGGGGGAUGACUGUGCCGGGAGUUCUUUAGCCUUUUUUUCUUUUUUUCUGUCUCUCAGUCUCUGUCACAACGAGGCUAAUCAGCGACCGACUAGCCCUUGGCAAAGUCACAGUGAGGGAGGUCUCUCCAGCAAAACGGGUGACCAGCCGACGAGCAAACACAUGUGUCAGGAGUCGACAGGACUGAGGAUUUUAAAAAAAAAAUUCUUUUUCAUUUUCCCCCCACUUCUCCUGUCCUCCCCUCUGCUGUCUUUGACUGCGCUAUGGAUCAUUGUGAUUUAUCCACAGUGGAGCUGCGUUUUGGAGUCUGCAGCCUGGCAGGGGGGCAGUUAGAGGGGGCAGAAAGGAUCCAGGCACCUACUAAGUCUUCAUGGCCUUACCUUUGCCUGUGAGUGUUAUUCAUGCUGAUUCCAGUCUUUAAUCGUAGGAGCCAUUUUGUACCCUGGGCUAAAAGAGGGGGCCACCUUACUUUUUCAGUGAGGGGAAGAACAAGACAAAAUUAGUCUUCUGUCUCUCCAUGGAGCGGAUUUAUAAAUUAACGUGAUGCAUGACUGUUGCUUUUAACGUUUGGAAAGAGGCGAAAAAAAGACCACUUCCAAACUAAUGAGCAUCUCCCUGCACUGUCGAUGGAACUUUGGAGCUGCGAGUCGCUCCAGCCGGGCUAAGGUGGUCUGUCCUCUGGUGUGUGCCGUCUCCCCCCACCAUGCAGAAUAAUGAGCCCUCCACACCAUGAGUCCUUUGGGCCAGGUUAGUGUGCAGCCUACCUGGAACGCAGCUCUGCUCGCCGUGAUCUCCCUCAUGGUGCCCACUCUCAGUAUGUGCCAGUCCACAGGCCUCGCGUUGGGCUCGGCUAACCCACAGAACUGCCCGGGCGUGUGCUCGUGCACUAACCAGCUCAGCAAGGUGGUGUGCACCCGCCGGAGCCUGAUCCGGGUUCCUCCGAACAUCCCAGCCAACACCAGGUACCUAAACCUGAUGGAAAACAGCAUAGAGACCAUACAGGCGGAUACAUUCAGGCACCUGCAUCACCUGGAGGUUCUGCAGUUAGGCAGGAAUGCCAUCAGACAGAUUGAGGUGGGGGCCUUCAACGGCUUGACCAGUCUUAACACCCUGGAACUGUUCGACAACCGACUGACGGUCAUACCCAGUGGGGCUUUUGAGUACCUGUCAAAGUUGAGAGAAUUAUGGCUUAGAAACAAUCCCAUUGAGAGCAUCCCCUCCUACGCCUUCAACCGCGUCCCCUCCCUCAUGAGACUGGACCUUGGAGAGCUGAGGAAGUUAGAGUACAUUUCCGACGGGGCGUUCGAGGGCCUUCACAACCUCAAGUACCUCAACUUGGGGAUGUGCAACCUUCGAGAGUUUCCUAAUCUCUCACCGCUGGUGGGAUUGGAGGAGCUAGAAAUAUCUGAGAAUGUUUUCCCCGAACUGAAGCCCGGGGCCUUUCGCGGGCUCAAGAAUUUACGCAAACUAUGGAUUAUGAACUCUGCGAUCACUACUAUCGAACGGAAUGCAUUCGAUGACAUCACGGCCUUGGUGGAGCUGAAUUUGGCCCAUAACAACCUGUCGUCUCUUCCUCACAACCUCUUCACUCCUCUGCAGUACCUGGUGGAGUUACACCUGCACCACAACCCCUGGCGGUGCGAUUGUGACGUCGUGUGGCUCUCCUGGUGGCUCAGAGAAUACAUUCCCACAAACUCCACCUGCUGCGGACGCUGCCACACCCCGGUCCACAUGAGAGGUCGGUACCUGGUGGAGGUCGAUCAGACCACCUUUCAGUGUUCGGCGCCGUUUAUACUCGACGCUCCGAGAGAUCUCAACAUCUCGGCGGCGAGGGUCGCAGAACUGAAGUGUCGCACUGCUGCCAUGAGUUCGGUCAGAUGGCUUCUCCCCAACGGCACCGUACUGACCCACGGCUCGGCUCAUCCGAGGAUAUCGGUCCUUAAUGACGGAACUCUCAAUUUCUCCAACGUUCUCCCGUCAGACACUGGUGUCUACACGUGCAUGGUGAGCAACAUGGCAGGGAAUUCCAACGCCUCGGCCUACCUAAACGUCAGCAAUGCUGAACUCAACACGUCUAAUUUGUCAUAUUUUACGACUGUGACGGUGGAGGUUUUGGAGCCCACUGUGGAGGAGACCCCCAAACCCAAGCCUACCAUCCCCGCUUCGCCCUCUGUGUUUCAGCCUGUCUUCAUCUCCACACCUACUGUGCUCUUCCAGAGCACUCAGACUCCAAGGCAGGUGUCGAUCCCUACUGCCAGAAUCCCUAGCGGGCCAGCCGCCAGCCUGGAUGAGGUGAUGAAAACCACCAAAAUCAUCAUUGGCUGUUUUGUUGCUGUCACCUUGCUCGCAGCUGCCAUGUUAAUUGCGUUCUAUAAGUUGCGUAAGCGGCAUCAACAGAGGAGCACGGUGGCAGCAGCCAGGACCAUAGAAAUCAUUCAAAUGGAGGAGGAAGUUCCUCCUGUUCCACCGCCCACCUCGGGAUCUAGCGGUUCGGACGACACGGUGUUGGUACUGCCGACAUUAGUUGAACACAACAGCAACACCUUUAAGCCUGGGUACGUGUCCACCUCCUCAGGCCGCCAAGGGAGCUAUGGAGCCCACUGGACCCAGAACAACUCUCUCCAUCGCUCAGUCAGACAGCAUCACAGCCACAUCAGCACCAUUACGGAUCCCUACGCCAUUAAGACUACCCAUGGCAAAGAGAAGGUUCAAGAGACCCAAAUCUAAGUAAUGCUCCCCUACAUGGAUCUAUCUCUGACUAUGCCCCAACCUCUCUUCACUCCACUGCUCACCACUCCAUGCAAUAGAAUGCACAAAGAACAAAAACGGUAACUUUCUUUUGUACAGAUGUGCAAAACAUGGACAGUUUUUUUCCUUUCUUGUACAUGCCUAUAUAUAAGUAUAUAAAUAUGAAAAGAUACAAAUAUAUAUAAAUGAAACUCCCGUCAAGGCAGUGGUGAGACAUGCAGAUUAUAUUAGAAAAGAAAGUAAAUUGAAACUAUUUUCUAAUAACUGGUGACUUCUAACUAAAAAAAAGAAAAAGAUAGUGAAUUGCUUUUGUGAUUGAUCUGCUCUUGGAAAAGAGGUUUUUAGUUUUUUUUUUGUUUUCUUUUUUUUGAGAAUAUUUAGGAUGCAGUAAACAACUCUUUAUAUGAACCAGUUUCUAAAUACAGCCCCACAUGUAAGCUCCAGUUUUUACUGUGCCAAAUAUUAUAUGCAAUAAAAUUGUAUUUCCAGACUUAGGAACAGAAAAAAAGACACACAAGCAAAAUCUAGACGGAUAGAAACAUUUGUCCAAGGAUAGCAGUAAUGGCACAGAUAGAAUGUGCUGUUCAGUAGCUAUCAGCCAAAUGCUUUUGGACUGCAGUGAAUUUCUGCAGCUAAGGUUUUAACCCCCUGUUUGCCGGAGCUAAGCUGCGUUUGACAGUGCCAGUGCUUCUUAGUUGUAGCGUAUCUAAAAAUGUUUAGUUAGUGUGCACAUUCCCCCACUGGUUUAACUGGCAAAGACGAAGUGCAGGCUAAUAACAGUUGUCGCAAAUACUUUGUUCUGUUAUUGGUUGCAUUUUCUAUUCCUUUUUUUCCUUUAGGUCUUACAUGCUUCUUAACGGCUUGUGUAGUGUUUAGGGCUAAUUUAUUAAUGCAUAACAGCAGUUGCCUGACUUGUCUCUGCAAGGGCUCAUUCCGAUGCUAAUUUUUUUCAAUGGAACAGACAUGCGGUGCAGUGAUACAGGUCUUUGCUGACCAUUCGGCUUUUGGAGGAAAAAAAAAACAAAACAGACAAUUGAAGUGAAACAAAAUGAAUGUCUGAUACUGGGGCUUUUCCAUGGACUACAUUGAAACAUGACUUUUGUUUUUUCUUUUAACAGUUUAUUUUGAGCAACACUAUUUUUAUGGAGAGACUAAGGAGGCUAUGAAAAAUAAAAACCUUUGGUUUGUAUUUCUCUAAUCAGAAACACUUUCAUCUGAUGCUUUUUCUUCUCUCUGAAUAUAUUUCCAUUUGUGUGUAAGCUGUUCAAUCGUAAAAUCUGGACACAGCAUUGUAAAUCGUAUCCUUCCCAAACCCCUCCUCCUCUUAUGGUCCUAUGCAUUUACUUAGUGUCUGCAUGAAUGGGUCUUUAAGUAACUGGUGUACAAUGCUGCAUUAUACCCCACAGUGGGGCUCUAUGCAGGUCAGAUAGGCUGUUGGUCUUUGAUGCCUCAGCUUAGUUCUUAACAUUGAUUAUUCAGUGACUGUGAAGGGGAAAAUACAUGUAUCCCACAGUUCAA
Messenger RNA from Labrus mixtus (cuckoo wrasse), 4431 nucleotides. RefSeq names its product leucine rich repeat containing 4.2 (gene lrrc4.2). Gene Ontology annotation, biological process: excitatory synapse assembly; modulation of chemical synaptic transmission; postsynaptic density protein 95 clustering. Gene Ontology annotation, cellular component: glutamatergic synapse; postsynaptic density membrane; plasma membrane. Gene Ontology annotation, molecular function: protein binding. The transcript is spliced from 2 exons. The record is from RefSeq and is a predicted model, not a curated record. Bases 895 to 2892 code for a protein of 665 amino acids. NCBI's taxonomy places the organism in Eukaryota, Metazoa, Chordata, Actinopteri, Labriformes, Labridae.